AUGGCGGAUGAACGUUCUCGUCGUGGUCUGAAUCCAAAUGCUCAAACAUUUAUACCAAAUCCAGCUGCUCGACCGUUCAUUCCUGGACAGCCAUAUCUUUUCACGGUACAACCUCCGUCAGUGUACCAUCAUCCGCCAACAUCCGUUGACCAAGGAGCUUAUCACCAACAGUGUAGCCAAAUGGGGAUAACCAUGGCAGCACAGCAUAUUGCGCCAUCAUCGAUUCCUACUCCAAUGUACAAUCAACCAGUUGCUGCAACUGUUGCACCUUUGAUAGAGAAACCGAGCGCACCAAUGACACAACGCUUGUCACAUUUGCAGCAACAGCAGCAGCAAGCUCCCGCUGAUGCUUGGGAUGACGAAGUAGAUGAUAAAGAAGUAAUAGAAACAAAAGAAGAAGUGAUAAAGGAAGAAGUGAUGAAAAAUGAUUCUUUACCCGCAGAGAAAGAGCAAGAACAGAUGAAACCGACAGAUUUGGAAACCGUGAAGCCAGAAAAUACCAGAAGCAAAACAAACAAUUUACCGAUUACAAAGGAAAUGGAUGACGAGGAUGCAGCAUUACCUAUGAAGUUUAAGCAAGCUGUUCAGAUUGAUGAUAACAGUCGAAAGGAACAUCUGAACAUGGUUUUCAUUGGGCAUGUUGAUGCCGGUAAAUCUACGAUUGGUGGGCAUCUAAUGUAUCUUACGGGAAUGGUGGAUAAGCGUACGCUGGAAAAAUAUGAGCGAGAGGCGAAGGAUAAAGGAAGAGAGUCAUGUCCAUUUGUCUUUUAUUUCCGGUAUCUGUCGUGGGCACUAGAUACAAAUGAUGAAGAACGUGAAAAAGGCAAAACCGUUGAAUGUGGACGCGCAUUUUUUGAAACUGAUAAAAAGCACUUUACAAUUUUGGAUGCACCUGGGCACAAAUCAUUUGUUCCGAAUAUGAUCAGCGGAGCAACACAAGCAGAUUUGGCUGUGUUGGUCAUCAGUGCGCGAAAAGGCGAGUUUGAAACUGGUUUCGAUCGAGGUGGUCAAACGCGUGAACAUGCGAUGUUGGUCAAAACCACUGGUGUGAAAUAUCUUGUUGUGCUGGUCAAUAAAAUGGAUGAUCCUACUGUUAAUUGGGAUGAGGAAAGGUACAAAGAAAUUCAAAGCAAACUUACACCUUAUUUGCGGAAAUGUGGUUUCAAUCCGAAAACAGAUAUUAUAUACAUUCCAGUUUCUGGACUUACUGGAGCAUUUCUGAAGGAGCGGCCAAAUUCUGAAUUUGCUUCGUGGUACACUGGUCCAUGCUUCAUUGAAUAUGUCGACACCAUGUUGCCGUCAAUUAGUCGUGAUUAUGAAGGACCAGUACGUAUUAUCAUUGCCGAUAAAUACAGUGAUAUGGGUACUAUAAUUAUUGGAAAAAUGGAAUCAGGUAUUGUAGUUAAAGGCCAAACGUUAACAGUUAUGCCAAAUAGGACAAGCAUUCAAGUAAUUCAACUAUGGUCAGAUGAUGUAGAAAUUGACAAAGUGGUAUCUGGUGAUAACGUAAAAUUGAAGUUGAAGGGGAUCGAAGACAACGAUAUUUUACCUGGUUUUGUAUUAUGCUCUCCGGAUGCUUUAUGCCAUGUAGGGAGAGUUUUUGAUGCUGAAGUAGUUAUUUUGGAUCAUAAAUCAAUAAUUGCGUCUGGUUAUUCUUGUGUCCUACACAUCCAGUCAGCAACCGAAGAAGUUGUUGUGAAGGCAGUAAUUUGUACAAUUGACAAGAAAACAGGAAAUAAGGUGAGAGCACGAUUUGUAAAGCAAGACGAAAAGUGUAUAAUGCGAUUGGAAAGUUCAGAAUCAUUUUGUCUUGAAGCAUUCAAAAAUUUCCCGCAAAUGGGACGUUUCACACUGCGCGAUGAAGGCAAAACAAUAGCUAUUGGUAAAGUGCUCAAAGUCGUCGAAUGA
This is a messenger RNA of Acanthocheilonema viteae, 1908 nucleotides long. The record is from the annotation of a GenBank genome assembly. Lineage: Eukaryota; Metazoa; Nematoda; Chromadorea; Rhabditida; Onchocercidae.